This is a messenger RNA of Phyllotreta striolata, 1284 nucleotides long. The record is from the annotation of a GenBank genome assembly. NCBI's taxonomy places the organism in Eukaryota, Metazoa, Arthropoda, Insecta, Coleoptera, Chrysomelidae.
AUGGCGUCGGAGCAAUUCUCGCUAUGCUGGGACAACUUCCACAAAAACAUGAGCACCGGAAUGAAUUCGUUGCUAGAGAACGAAGACUUAGUGGACGUGACGCUCGCCGUGCAAGGCAAGCUCCUCAAAGCGCACAAAAUGGUGCUCUCCGUGUGCAGCCCCUAUUUUAAAGAACUUUUUAAAUCUAAUCCGUGUCAACACCCCAUUGUAUUUAUGAAAGACGUUAGUUACGAAGCUUUAAGUGAUCUUCUGCAGUUCAUGUACCAGGGGGAAGUUCAAGUUAGCCAAGAAAAUUUAUCUACUUUUAUAAAGACUGCAGAGGCCUUACAAAUUAAAGGCCUCACCGGUGACGGAAACGGGUCGGCGGAUAACGAAGUGACCGAAGUGGAGCCCGCGAAGCACGCCCCACACGUAGAAUCUCUAGAAUACAAAGCGGCCCCGCGACCAAAGAAACAGCUGCCCCCGUCCCAGCCGAUGACUUCGCCCUCGAUCAAACGACCGAGGCUGAGCACACCCGCCAUCGAAUCUACUUCAGUACCUCAACCGAUCGCCAAAGCGGAGCCCGCGAACGCGUCGCAAUCCGUUCCGCCCAAACCGGAGGCUGUGCACUUCAAAAUGGAACCUUACGAUUCGUCUACGAGUCUCAUCGAUGAGAGCGGCGACGAUAAUUUCGGUGAAGACGCUUUAGAUGAGACUGUGGGCGACGAAACGGAAGACUAUUCGAUGAUGGAAAGCGGAGCGGGAGAGGAACCACAAGCCGGUACAAGUACUGAUGGAGCUGGCGAAGGACAAGAUGACCUUAUACGCAUUUGUAAAGCAACACUAAGCCACGUGAAAGAAAUUUCUAAAAUUAUUAAAAUGGGCUGGGUCCUAGACGGGCAACUGAACGUGGAUAAAUCAUUUUCAACGAAUUUACCUAAUGUGUUUCCACUGAAAAGCAUCGAAGACCUCUUGAGGUUCGAAGAAUGCCUUAAAAACGAAGAAACCAAACUUUGCUUUAUAACCAAAAUGAAGAAAAUAGGCGGUAGAGAUUACAAAGACCACUUGAACAGAUGCCUUAAAUUCGUUUUUUCCAACGAACUCGGCGUUACAUGUUCGUACGAGGGCAGAAAGGGAAAUUACAAAUUGAAAGACACUCAAAUAGCGAACCUUCUCAUUGAAAAUUUAAUGGGUUGGCACAGCGCGACACUAGCGGAAUGCCAAACCGUAGUAACCGAGUGGUUCAGAUUGUCUAAGCAACGUCUAAUGAGAGAACAAAAAAGUACCUAUACAACAUAUCUAUAA